AUGGAGCCGGAGCUUGUAUUUGUGAUAGAAGCACUAAUGGCGAGAGGUCACCACAAUGUGCUGCCAAAUAAGAUAGAUUCGUUGUUUGUUUAUCGAAACAUUGCUAAAGGAGAUUCGUUGUUGGUUAUCGAACAUGCUAACGAGAGAUGGAAAGUGGAAGAAGAAAGGUUGAAGCCCUAUGUUGAGUACUUGUUGAAGAAGGCAAUACUCUUUGAUAAGAUCACCUUCAUUCACAUAGGAAGAAUCUAUAACAGAAUUCCGGAUGCCUUGGCAAACUUAGCAUCAGCUUGGCAGGACUUAAGUAAAUUCCUAAAGAAGCCAUUUAUCAUUACUACGGCAAAUAUCCCGUGCUAUGAAGAACAUUUUGUGAAUCGGGUGGAGUCGGAGGAAGAACCCUGGUUUACGGAUACCCUGCGGUACAUGAAAGACGGAACCUUUUCUGAUAAUGCAACAAAGGAAGAUCGUUCGGUCCUACGAAAAAUGGCUCUAAAUUAUGUCCUGGUUGAUGGUGAACUUUAUAGGAGGGCUUGGGACGGAAUGUUGUUAAGAGCGUAA
This is a messenger RNA of Jatropha curcas, 555 nucleotides long. Lineage: Eukaryota; Viridiplantae; Streptophyta; Magnoliopsida; Malpighiales; Euphorbiaceae. The record is from RefSeq and is a predicted model, not a curated record.